AUGGAACCACCGAAUGAGGGAUGGACUGGACGCCGCCUGCGGGACUGGUCAAGCUCUACCUCCUGUGAACUGCAAGGGCUUCUCGAUGCUGUUAGCCUACUUCUAAGAACCAGAAGCAAUGGACUAGUUAUUUGUGACUCGCAGUCUGCCCUCUCCUCCCCAAAGCCUGAGGCCCGUAACCUAGUCAACCACAUACUGCACCAUCUAGUCACGGCCAUUAGACAUGCACUUGAAAUACAAUUCCUAUGGAUUCCCUCGCAUGUUGGAGUAGCAGCUAAUGAUGUUGUGGACCAUCUUGCCAAAGCUGCCUGUAGGCUUGCCCUACCUGCGGCAGACGCCUCGCCAGCAACCCUCUCCCACUACAAGCGGAGGAUCCGUGCUUAUGCUCACUUGUCAACCACCCGGCGCAGGAACGCCGAGCAGCCAGCGAGCGUAAGCAUCCAGCACUACGACCAUUUCGCCUCUCGUCCCUACAAGUACCGACGCCGCGGUCUGCUGGUAAGAAGACACAAUGUGGUGGCUGCCCGGCUCCGUUUAGGCUACAGACCAGUGUGGCAGGUGGGCGAGGCAGAGGACGUGCCCUCACCGUGUAAGUUGUGUGACGCACGCAAUGCGAACCACCUCCAGCAUUACUGCCUCGAGUGUCCAAAAGUUUCUGACCUCAUAUCAAACAGAGACUCUGUCUUAGACAUCUACAAGUACUUAUUAGCAGAGGACAAUCUAGAUGUAAUACUUUUGCAAUACCCAUAUUUUGCUGGCUGUUAA
Penaeus monodon (black tiger shrimp) is the source of this 765-nucleotide messenger RNA. RefSeq lists its product as uncharacterized. Bases 1 to 765 code for a protein of 254 amino acids. NCBI's taxonomy places the organism in Eukaryota, Metazoa, Arthropoda, Malacostraca, Decapoda, Penaeidae. The record is from RefSeq and is a predicted model, not a curated record. The transcript has a single exon. Gene Ontology annotation, molecular function: nucleic acid binding.